Messenger RNA from Neospora caninum, 393 nucleotides. RefSeq lists its product as hypothetical. The transcript is spliced from 2 exons. Bases 1 to 393 code for a protein of 130 amino acids. Lineage: Eukaryota; Apicomplexa; Conoidasida; Eucoccidiorida; Sarcocystidae. The record is from RefSeq and is a predicted model, not a curated record.
AUGGAAUCUGCAUCUCCUCCGUUUCCCUCGUCGACGGAACUCAAAAGAUACGCCAAGCAGCCCGGAGUGGAGCAGCCGGCGUUGUCUCCGUCGAGUUCCGUGAGUCGUUCUUCGCAAGACGGUAGCAAAGACGACCAACAGAAAGAUUCUGUAUGGCUGAUUGGAGAUAGUCGGUUCACCUCCCACGCCGGAGCUCGUGUCAACGUUCAACAGCUCUACCCGGGCUAUGUUGUGCACAGCGCAGGACGGGUGGUGUAUCCGGACGAGAGCGGUUAUCUGACUGCUGAAGCAGGCGCCACGUACGAGCUCAAGGACUGUCUCUCUACUCCUGCUCGCAGUAUGGUUUCUGCGUAUUCAUCCCUUGCCGCAGGCUCAUGCCUGAGCCCGUACUAA